Messenger RNA from Echinostoma caproni, 669 nucleotides. Lineage: Eukaryota; Metazoa; Platyhelminthes; Trematoda; Plagiorchiida; Echinostomatidae. The record is from the annotation of a GenBank genome assembly.
AUGUGUAUACAAUUCGCCUCGCUCGGAGCUGCGAUUUUUGUCGCGGCUUUCGCUGCACACGCGAUGCUCAGCAUUUCUUCGAAGCGGCAAGUUCGUCGGAUACGUCUGAAAUUCUUCAAGGCUGUGCUGAGACAAGAUAUACCGUGGUUUGACAAAAGAUCUGCUGGAGAGCUCAUCAGUCAACUAUCCGAUUCCAUUGACACAAUUGAACAGGGAAUCGGCACAAAAAUAGGGGAAUUUGUUCAAAAUAUCUGUGGCUUCAUUGCGGGUAUAAUAAUUGCGUAUGUGGUUGGCUGGAAGCUGUCACUUGUGGCUUCUUGCAUGCUUCCCGUUAUUGCUGCAGUCUUUACUGUUUUUGCCUUCGUGAUGAAGCGUUUCACAAUCAAAGAGUUACAAGCGUAUGCAAAAGCAAGUGCCAUUUCAGGUGAAGUUUUGACUGCUAUUCGCACCAUUGUGGCGUUUGGUGGAGAACAUAAGGAGAUGGAGCGAUAUUCCAAAGAACUGCACAAUGCUGAAAAAGUUGGAGUGCGCAAGGCUAUGGCUAUUGGUGGAGUGUCGGGAUGCAUUGGUCUUUCAAUCUUUUGUGCUGCCGCAUUGAUCUUUUGGUAUGGUUUUAAGUUGAUGGACGAGGCAAACUACGAUGCAGGGUCUGUGGUUUUGAUAUUUUAA